Messenger RNA from Piliocolobus tephrosceles (Ugandan red Colobus), 421 nucleotides. RefSeq names its product 40S ribosomal protein S15. NCBI's taxonomy places the organism in Eukaryota, Metazoa, Chordata, Mammalia, Primates, Cercopithecidae. Gene Ontology annotation, molecular function: structural constituent of ribosome. The transcript has 2 exons. Gene Ontology annotation, biological process: translation; ribosomal small subunit assembly. Gene Ontology annotation, cellular component: ribosome; cytosolic small ribosomal subunit. The record is from RefSeq and is a predicted model, not a curated record.
AUGCACUGGGGCUCCUGGACGGACUUCAGCAGCAAGACGGCAGAGGUAGAGCAGAAGAAACGGACCUUCCGCAACUUCACCUACCGCGGCGUGGACCUGGACCAGCUACCGGACACGUCCCCCGAGCAGCUGAUGCAACUGUGCAGGGCGCGCCGGCGGCGGCUGAGCCCGGGCCUGGGGCGGAAGCAGCCCUCGCCGCUGAAGCGCCUGCGCAAGGCCUAGACUGGGGCUCCGCCCAUGGAGAAGCCGGAAGGGGCGAGGACGCACCUGCGGGACACGCUUAUCCUGCCCGCGAUGGUAGGUAGCACGGUGGGCAUCUACAACGGCAAGACUUUCAACCAGGUGGAGAUGGCCGGGCGCGGCGGCUCAGGCCUGUAAUUCCAGCACUUUGGGAGGCCAAGACGGGAGGAUCACCUGAGGU